AUGGCCGCCUCGGCAUUGGCCUCCCGCGCGCUGCGGCCUCCGCACGGCGGCCACGCUGCCGCCCCUUCGCCGCGUCCGCGUCUGCGUGCGCGCUCGGCAAACGCCGCUGCCGCUCCAAGGGCGCGCUGCCGCGCGGUGGCUGCGGACGAGCGCCCCGCCGACCCCGCGUUCCCCGAGGGCCAGAACCGCGGGAUUUCCGGGGCGGUGGAGCGGCCGGAGGCGGACGUCGUUGUGAUAGGCAGCGGGCUCGGCGGGCUGUGCUGUGCCGGCCUCCUGGCGAGGUACGGCCAGGACGUGCUGGUGCUCGAGAGCCAUGACCGCCCGGGCGGCGCCGCGCACUCGUUCGAUAUCAAGGGCUUCAACUUCGAUUCAGGGCCAUCCUUGUUCUCCGGAUUCCAGUCCAGAGGCCCCCAGGCAAAUCCACUUGCUCAGGUCCUUGAUGCGUUAGGCCAAUCAGUCCCUUGCGCGUCUUAUGACUCUUGGAUGGUUUAUGUACCUGAAGGACAAUUCCUCUCACGGAUAGGACCAACUGAAUUCCUCAAGGACCUUGAGAUGUUUGUUGGUGUUGACGCUGUCCAGGAGUGGAAAAAACUUCUUGAUGCAGUUAUUCCUAUGUCUGCAGCUGCAAUGGCUUUGCCUCCGCUUUCCAUUCGAGGCGAUUUGGGCAUUCUAUCUACAGCUGCCGGUAGAUAUGCUCCUUCGUUGUUGAAAUCAUUCAUACAAAUGGGGCCCCAAGGAGCUCUGGGCGCUACAAAACUGUUACGUCCAUUCAAAGAAGUUGUUGAUUCACUGGGGCUGAAAAAUCCCUUUGUUCGUAAUUGGAUCGAUCUCCUGUGCUUUCUACUUGCUGGAGUUAAAUCUGAUGGUGCUCUUUCUGCAGAAAUGGUUUAUAUGUUUGCAGAAUGGUACAAACCAGGAUGCUUGCUUGAGUACCCUCUGGGUGGAACUGGAGCAAUCAUAGAUGCCCUCGUGAGUGGUAUUGAAAAAUUUGGUGGCAGACUUGCUCUUCGUUCUCAUGUUGAAAAGAUCUUAAUCGAAAAUGGUCGAGCAGUUGGUGUCAAGCUACAAAGUGGACAAGUUGUCCGUGCAAAGAAAGCGGUUGUUAGCAAUGCAUCUAUGUGGGAUACUUUGGAUCUGCUACCACCAAAUGUUGUCCCAAAAACAUAUGAAGAUAGAGUGAAAGCAACUCCACAAUGUGAAUCGUUUAUGCAUCUCCACCUUGGUUUUGAUGCAGAGAAUGCUAGAGAGGACCUUGGGAUCCAUCACAUUGUGGUUGAUGAUUGGAACAAAGGAGUUGAUGGUGAACAAAAUGUUGUGUUGGUAUCUGUUCCUAGUGUUCUUAGUAAGGACCUGGCACCACCUGGAAAGCACAUUCUUCAUGCAUAUACUCCAGGGACAGAACCUUUCAGUUUGUGGGAGGGACUGGACAGGAAAAGUGCAGAAUAUCGAAGAUUGAAGGAAGAACGUUCUGAGGUGAUGUGGAAAGCUGUGGAGCUUGCUCUUGGCCCAAAAUUUAGCCGUGAAAAAUGCGACGUGAAAUUGGUCGGGACACCACUGACACACAGGAGAUUUCUCCGAAGGAAUAGGGGAACCUAUGGUCCAGCCAUAAAAGCUGGAGAAGCCACUUUCCCUGGGCAAGCAACACCAAUCCCCCAGCUCUUCUGCUGCGGUGACUCGACUUUUCCAGGGAUCGGAGUGCCGGCGGUCGCGGCCAGCGGCGCAAUCGUCGCGAACACGCUGGUUCCGGUGUCGCAGCAUUCGGAGCUCCUUGACGCUGUUGGAAUUUGA
Miscanthus lutarioriparius is the source of this 1788-nucleotide messenger RNA. Lineage: Eukaryota; Viridiplantae; Streptophyta; Magnoliopsida; Poales; Poaceae. The record is from the annotation of a GenBank genome assembly.